AAACAAAAAAACAAAAACGAAAAAGAAAAAAAAAUAAUGAUAGGUAGCAUUUAUUGAACACUUAGGAGACUAUUUCAGUUUUCUGCCAUACCCCUAGGCGUGAGUGCCAGCUCUCCUAGGGUUUGUGGCAUGUAGGUGGAAAAGUCUGAGAAGUGUUAUUUACCUCAGUUCUGUAUAUCUGGUGUCUAGUGAUCUGCCUGAUGCAGAGUUGAACCUCAGUAAAGGCUUGUGGAAAAUCGCUCCUGCUCUCUGUGCUGGAACAUCCUUUCUUCCCUCCCUGCCUGGUGAACUCUUAUUGGUCCCUCAAUACCCAGGCUAAAUGUCACCUCCACUGUGAAAUAUGACUGUCUUCUCUGGCUCCCACAGUCCCUGGACUUCUUCAGACCUAGCACUAAGCCCCUUGAUUUGGGGCUUCUGGCCUCUAGAGCUGUGAAAGAACAACUUUCAGUUGUUUUAAGCUAGCCAGUUUGUAGUAAUCUGAUACAGCAGCCUCAGGAAACUAAUACAGCUUGGAAACAGACAAAUGUUUUCUGUGAAAUUCCACCAGAUCUUGGAACCAGGUAUUUGGGAUUUCUCAAUUACUCCCUUCUCAGCAAACACCUGACUGCAUACCCUAGGCUCUAGCCAUGAGGAACUACUCAACGUUUCAGAAUAGGAGACGGUGUGACAUACAUCUUAGCCAGCUCUGGGAUCAGAUCCAAAGUGUCUUCAGGCUUCUGAAUACCCUAGAAAGAUAGUAUGCUUACCUUUUAUUAAAAUAUUUUUAGUGCAAUUAUUAUAUACCAGGUCCUGCACUGGGCACUAUACUUAACAUUAAUUUACUUAAUCCCCACAGCAACCUUGUUACUAUUUUACAGAUGGGAAAACUAAAGCUGAGAGAGGGAAACUGGCUUGCCUAGGAACAUAUAACUAGAAGGUGGCAGAGCCAAGAUUCCAAAAGUUCCUGAUUCCUGUUGUGUCUGACUCUGAAACACUGUGCUCUUUCUGCUAGGUCAGUCCAGGUGGUGGAGAAAUCCAGUCUAAGGGGGAAAAAGGCAGAUCAUUAUUCUUCAGAAUGACUCAAUGAUAUUUAUUACAGAAGCAAUUGCUAUAAAUGCUAUCAUUAUGAUCAAGGAGGUGUUCAUGGAAGAAGUGGCAUUGGAACUGUGCCUUCACUUCAAAAACACAUGUCCUGAUUCUCUGCGAGGCACCGGGAAUCCAGAGAUGAAUCAGACAAGGUUCUUUUGCUUGAGAAAUUCAGUGUGUAAGUUUGUGUGUUUGCAGGAGGGGUAUGUGUGGCUGCACAUGUGUGUUACAAACUUAUUAAAAGACAGUAGAAUGCAAUAGAAUAAUCAGGAAUGUAGUAGAGGCAAGUUUCCUAACUCAGGGUCCCAGAGUGUAUCUGAGAAGCCUUUUGGGAUCCCAACCCCAGAUGAGAUUUGAUGGGUAAGUAAACAUUAGUCAGGAGGAGAAAAGUAGCAAAGGCUUUUCAAGAACAGCAUAAACACCCCACUCACAGAAGUGAAACAGUGUCCCGAGGUGCCUGGCUCAGCCUACCAGUUAGUGGAGUGUGAGGAGGGGCGGGGACUUGUGGGUUGGAACUGGUCGUGGGUGGAGCUGGCAGGACUGCCCGACAAGUUUCUGGUCUUGGUGCAUCCUGCGUAGUGGUUUUCUGUCUAACCAUAAAGUAUUCCUUUUCAAUCCUCACACGUUGACAAGAGUCCCUCAGGAAAAGACAACUACAGACCGGCCACCACGACCCAGCUGGCGCCAAAUACAUCCCCGCCCUCCUAGGGAGGCCGGUUACCAUGGCAACUAGGUCAGGGCGGAAGUGGCUCCCAAAACUGACUCUCACUAAUCAGGUGACUCUCCUGCCUUCUGCACGUGACACCACAGCCCAGGCGCAAGGUCUACCUAAUCAGACUCCGCCCCUCUUUUCCUUUACUGACAACUGACAGCGACCUCGAGCAAUGGUCCUUGCGGCUCCCCCAGGAGACCCCGCCCCGUGGUAGUGGAAGAACCAAUUAGACUGGGAAAAAAUGAAGCAACGCCCCAGGUUUUACCUCCCCUUGACAGACGCAAUUUAGGCCAUCCCUGGGUUCCUCCGCCCCCAGCCUGUUCCUGCCGGCGAUAGACAGACCUUCUGCCCAAUAGCGCGUCCCUUUUCUGUGAUUGGGUCCCGCCCCCGUGGGAGCUGAACCAAUGGGCAAGCCAGGUCUCAGCGAGUGGUGGGGGUUGCACUGCGGUAAUAUGGCUCUUCCUUAGCCAGCGGCGGUGGCCGGCGGUGGGGUAGAGCGGUUCUGCCUCCCGGGUGGCUGGUUUCUGGGCUUCAGAGGCUCAGCGGGUCGUGACUAGGCUGUGGUGGCGGAUGCCGGAGGAGCGCCGGCCCCGCCGCUUGGCGGCUCCCGGGUCAAGAUGAGCGCUUCAGCGUCGGUCGGGGGACCGGUCCCCCCGCCGCCCCCGGGCCCGGCCGCCGCGCUGCCUCCCGGUUCUGCCGCGCGGGCCCUGCAUGUGGAGCUGCCGUCUCAGCAGCGACGUCUUAGACAUCUUCGGAACAUCGCUGCCCGGAACAUUGUUAAUAGGAAUGGCCAUCAACUCCUAGAUACCUACUUCACACUUCACUUGUGUAACACUGAAAAGGUAUAUAAAGAAUUUUAUAGGAGUGAAGUGAUUAAGAAUUCCUUGAAUCCAACAUGGCGGAGUCUUGAUUUUGGAAUAAUGCCGGACCGUCUCGAUACAUCUGUGUCUUGUUUCGUGGUGAAGAUUUGGGGUGGAAAGGAGGACAUCUACCAGCUGUUGAUUGAAUGGAAAGUCUGUUUGGAUGGGCUGAAAUAUUUGGGUCAGCAGAUUCAUGCCCGCAACCAAAAUGAAAUAAUUUUUGGGCUGAAUGAUGGCUAUUAUGGUGCUCCAUUUGAACAUAAGGGUUAUUCAGAUGCUCAGAAGAGUAUUCUUCUUCAGGUGGAUCAGAACUGUGUUCGCAAUUCUUAUGAUGUCUUCUCUUUGCUGCGGCUUCAUAGAGCCCAGUGUGCAAUUAAACAGACUCAGGUAACUGUUCAGAAAAUUGGAAAGGAAAUUGAAGAAAAACUAAGACUCACAUCUACAAGCAAUGAGCUGAAAAAAGAAAGUGAGUGCCUGCAAUUAAAAAUUUUGGUGCUUCGAAAUGAACUGGAAAGACAGAAGAAAGCUUUGGGACGGGAGGUGGCAUUACUGCAUAAGGAACAAAUUGCGUUACAGGACAAAGGAAGUGCAUUUUCGGCUGAGCACCUCAAGCUUCAACUCCAGAAGGAAUCCCUAAAUGAGUUGAGGAAGGAGUGUACUGCGAAAAGAGAACUCUUUCUGAAGACUAAUGCCCAGUUGACAAUUCGUUGCAGGCAAUUACUAUCUGAGCUUUCCUACAUUUACCCUAUUGAUUUGAAUGAGCAUAAGGAUUACUUUGUAUGUGGUGUCAAGUUGCCUAAUUCUGAGGACUUCCAAGCAAAAGAUGAUGGAAGCAUUGCUGUUGCCCUUGGUUACACUGCACAUUUAGUAUCAAUGAUUUCCUUUUUCCUACAAGUGCCCCUCAGAUAUCCUAUAAUUCAUAAGGGAUCGAGAUCAACAAUCAAAGAUAAUAUUAAUGACAAGUUGACUGAAAAGGAGAGAGAGUUUCCAUUAUACCCAAAAGGAGGGGAGAAGUUGCAGUUUGAUUACGGUGUCUAUCUUCUGAACAAAAACAUAGCACAGCUAAGAUAUCAACAUGGACUAGGGACUCCAGACUUGAGGCAAACCCUCCCUAACCUGAAAAACUUCAUGGAGCACGGACUAAUGGUCAGGUGCGACAGACAUCACACCUCCAGUGCAAUCCCUGUUCCAAAGAGACAAAGCUCCGUAUUUGGGGGUGUAGAUGUAGGCUUCUCUGGGGGGAUGCCUUCACCAGACAAAGGACACCGGAAACGGGCCAGCUCAGAGAAUGAGAGACUCCAGUACAAAACCCCUCCCCCCAGUUACAGCUCAGCAUUAGCCCAGCCUGUGACCACUGUCCCCUCCACGGGAGAAUCUGAGAGAAAGACAACAUCUCUGUCUUCCUCCUUGGACACCUCCUUGGACUUCUCCAAAGAAAACAAGAAAAAAGGGGUAGAUCUGAGUGACAGCUUCAAUGGAGGCCAUGGGAGUGUGAACACUAGCCAGGAACAGGGACAAGCCCUCCCGGGGCCUCCAGCCACAGUCAACGGCACCCUCCUGCCCAGCGAGCAGGCCGGCUCCUCCAGCGCCCAGCUUCCAGGGGGGUUCCACCCGGUCUCCGAAGCCGAGCUCUGCUGUACCGUGGAGCAAGCAGAAGAGAUCAUCGGCAUGGAAGCCACAGGCUUCACCUCAGGCGAUCAGCUGGAAGCAUUUAACUGCAUCCCCGUGGACAGUGCCGUGGCAGUGGAAUGUGACGAACAAGUUCUGGGAGAAUUUGAAGAGUUCUCCCGAAGGAUCUAUGCACUGAACGAAAAUGUAUCCAGCUUCCGCCGGCCACGCAGGAGUUCUGAUAAGUGAAGCGAGCGGACAGACGGUAGGACCAGGAUAGAGUCACUGCUUGAAAUGAGGAUAAAGCUGCACUGGUUACCCUUUGUAAUAAUUAUGACACAAAAUGAAUAUUAAUGGAGGAUAUUCCUCAGAAAAAUAGACUUUGUGAAUCAAGGAGGGACUCAGGAUCAUUGUGUAUCAGUGGGCCAAAGUUAGACUUUGCUUGCAAGAUUUGCUUUUCAGGCCUGACAGUUAUUUUAAGGCAGAAGUCUAGCUCUAGUCACCUUAUAGGCAUUUGACUGCUUUUUUAUUUACACUUCUGUGUUAUCCUCAGAGGGAAGAUGAUAAUAUAUAAAUAAUAUAAUGAAUUUAUCUUUAGUUUCUUAUAAGCAUUUGCCCUCACCAUAGUUUAUGAAACUUUGGGAAAAUUGAAUAUUCAGUAAAAGGUCUCCAACAUCCACUGAAGGAUCUUUGGCCGUCCAUUAAGUUGAUGAGUUAGAAGCACAAUGGCCUCCUUAUACCCAGGCCCACCUGCCCCUGCCCCUGCCCCUGCUCCCAGACUUCACAGUCAACCUAGCUGUCACCCCAUCUGCACAGUAGAUACCUUGUGCAUCCUGACGACUGAGGACAUCACAUUUGCUGGUUCUUUAAUGAAGUUGCCAUUACCUUCCACCUCUUCCAGUCAGCCAUACCCUUGCUGCAGCCCUCAGAUUAUAGGGAAGACCUCACCGCUGGUGGAUCCCAGGGGAUCCUCAAGGACCCCUGAGGUUACUAUAGUCAGGUGGCCUCCAGUUCCCUCUGGGGGCCACAGUUAUGUGGGCAGAGGCUGUUGUCAAAAGCUGGGUGUGCUUUCUGGCAACACACUCACCAUACAGAAAUCCCUAUAUGUAAACCCCAUGUUAAUUUAUUAAAUUUCAGUUGGAAAGGAAGGCAUUGUAUAUGAUAAAAUAUGUGUAGAGUCAGGCUGUCCAGUGUGCAGACUGCAAGGCAGUUGAGGUAGUUGAUUAAGAGACUAGAUGAGGCAUAAAAUACUAUCGGUAUGUGUGCAAUUGCAUAAAUAUUAAAUUAUGUUUUUGAAGUACAUUUUCAUUCCUGGAGCUCAGAUAUCAUUUGCUAUUGCUAUAUACUUUAUAUACCCAAGGACAUCGCCUCAGGGUUGCAAGCUCUUUAAGGAAAUUUUAUGCUUAUAUCCGUGUAUUGUAUAAAGAAUAAAAAUUGAGUUUACUUCA
Messenger RNA from Orcinus orca (killer whale), 5693 nucleotides. It is a transcript of the gene UVRAG, whose product is annotated as UV radiation resistance associated. The record is from RefSeq and is a predicted model, not a curated record. The transcript is spliced from 15 exons. Gene Ontology annotation, cellular component: endosome; endoplasmic reticulum membrane; lytic vacuole. NCBI's taxonomy places the organism in Eukaryota, Metazoa, Chordata, Mammalia, Artiodactyla, Delphinidae. Gene Ontology annotation, biological process: triglyceride biosynthetic process; SNARE complex assembly. Bases 2395 to 4494 code for a protein of 699 amino acids. Gene Ontology annotation, molecular function: SNARE binding; diacylglycerol O-acyltransferase activity.